Messenger RNA from Pipistrellus nathusii (Nathusius's pipistrelle), 1202 nucleotides. NCBI's taxonomy places the organism in Eukaryota, Metazoa, Chordata, Mammalia, Chiroptera, Vespertilionidae. The record is from the annotation of a GenBank genome assembly.
AUGGCUCAGGUGCGGGAGGAGCUGCCGAAGAAGAAGCGUCUGGACACGCAGGGAGUUCUGCGGCACGAAAUGGGAUUGCGAUUAGGCAUGUGGUACUGGAGAGAUGAAAGCAAAACUCUUGAAUUCAGAAGUUUUACACCUGCAAUAGAACCCAAGGAAAAAGGAAGGAGAGGCAAAGCUGUUCACUUUGCUGAAAUUGAUGCUUCAGAGAGGUUGACAGAUAAAAGACUUGCUUCCAGAGAGGCUAAGUCACUUCAAGCCUUAGAGAAACGAGGUCUGCAGGGCAACGUUACACUGAAUGAUGUCAAAUUUGUUGCUUUGCUUUUGCUACAAGAGAGUGAGAUGCAGCGGGUCUGUUCUUUUUCAUCUUUUAUGAGGAAUAAGAAUCUUGAUAAUUUCCUCAUGGCAUUAUUGUACUAUUUAUCUCAUUUCUUGGAAAAAAACUCACUGGAAAAGAAGCCCAAAAGCUAUAUGGUGGGCCUUGUGGAGAAAAAAGAGAUGGAACUGGUUUUAACUAAAUUAGAAGCGGCACAGAAAAACUUGGCGCAGAAGUACUGUGUCCUUGUCCUGGGCUUGGGAAUGCCCGAAAAGCAUCACAUGUGCUGCGGGAGGGAGAAAAUAUCAAAUACACAAAAAGACUGGAAAUUCUUUGAGUCCUUUUAUACUUUCUGUACAUAUAUAGCUUGGAUUGUUUUCCGACGUCAACAUUUCUCAGAGAUUGAGGAAGAAAUAGGGAGGCUCUUUCGUACCAAUAUGUUCAAUAUUCCUCGAAGGAAGCGUGAGGAUGAAGAAUCAGGAGGUGAAAAGAAACGCAUGACAUUUGUACAAUUCCGGAGAAUGAUGGCAAAACGCCCAGCGAUUAAAACAGCCAUUCACAUGCGCUCCCCGGUCAUGUCUACUCUGCUGCCAUCUCUCAGAGAAAAAGCUCAGAAUAUCUUUGAGAAAAAGAAUCUAAUCAGCACCAGAUUGCCAGCUCAGAUGCAAGAGCACAUAGAAAAGAUGGAGUCUGUGCCCAUGCCAAUAGUUGGCAUUUUGGGGCAGCCUCGAUGUCUGUUCAAUCCCCAUACUCUUCUCCCCCUCGAACCAGAAGAAAACAUGAAAUCGUCCGGGAGACAAUCUUUCCUGAUAGAAAAAAACAACAUAAAGAUUCGGGAUACACUGGACUUGGUCAUGAAAACGAUAUCCUCUCAAACAUCAGUUGA